AUGAGUAAGAGUGAGUUUGGGAGUGAUGGCAGCAUUUCUGCUGUGCGUGGGGCCAGUGGUGGCAAUGACGAGCCGCCUAAGGGAGGUGCAAUUCCCACUGUGAAGAUGGUUAGAUCCAGGGCCCAAAUCCAGGAUAUUGUACCCUGUUGUGUAAACCAGCUGCUGACCUCCACUCUGGCCGACAAUGUGUUCAAGAUUAGGGGAAUUGAGGUUUCCCAGGUCUCCAUCGUGGGGAUAAUCAGGCAGGCAGAGAGGGUUCCAAACUCCAUUCUUUACAAAAUUGAUGAUAUGACCACGAAGCCAAUCGAGGCCCGGCAGUGGCUUGGCAGAGAUAAAUCCAAGCAGCUGACUCCACUGCCCCUCGGAGUAUAUGCCAAAGUGUUCGGUGUCCUCAAAUGUUCUGCGGAGGGAGUAAAGAGUCUCGAGGUGUUGAAAAUCCGCGCCCUGGAGGACAUGAACGAGUUCACCGCGCAUAUUCUGGAAACGGUCAAUGCGCACAUGAUACUGGAUAAAGCUCGCCAAGCGACUGCUGGGGAAAGUUCUCCUGUGGCCCAACCAGCAAUAGGUGACGCCAAGGAUCACAAAGAAGGUCACCUCAGCUACAUCCAGGAGGAGGUGCUGCGUUUGAUUCACGAGUGUCCGCAACAGGAAGGGAAGAGCGUUUGUGAGCUCCAAGCUCAGCUCUGCGGCCUGAGUGCCGAGGCCAUCAUACAAGCCGUUGAGUAUCUGACCGUCGAGGGCCAUAUCUAUCCCACUAUGGAUCAGGCGCAUUUUAAAUCUGCGGAUUGA
Molecule: messenger RNA, 789 nt
Organism: Cynocephalus volans (Philippine flying lemur)
Lineage: Eukaryota; Metazoa; Chordata; Mammalia; Dermoptera; Cynocephalidae
Gene: RPA4
Product: replication protein A4
Exons: 1
Coding region: 1-789 (262 amino acids)
Biological process (GO): double-strand break repair via homologous recombination; DNA replication; nucleotide-excision repair
Cellular component (GO): site of double-strand break; chromosome, telomeric region; DNA replication factor A complex
Molecular function (GO): single-stranded DNA binding
Source: RefSeq, a predicted model, not a curated record